UUGACGUCCUGUUGAAGCGAUCGCACUUGUGCCAGUACUUCACUGCCGGUAGCACUUCAGCUUGGUGCGCCUCCCCGUGGAUUCAUCUGCCAGACUCCAGCAUAGUGGUCAGGAAGCUGCGGGCAACGUCUCCGCACUGCGGAGUCCGCAGCGCUUGCUUGGCUUCCAUUUAGCUUGCGUGUGACGUGGCCACAGAGGGCUCAGACACGAGUGCCAUCCGUUCGGGGGUAUGUACUUGUCACUCACAAGCCUCGCUAUGAAGUACCAGUAGACAGCGGCGUCUCUGCUCACAAUGAAACAAAUCGUGCGCCAGUGGAGGCGGUCUCUUGAUCUUGCGUUGCAGUCGCUGUGAUCGCCCCAUUUCGUGGCGCUCAUUCUCCUUCUUCGCUCGCUGGCAGCAGAUACAGACACCGAAACAUCUCGGUCAUGGGCAAGGAACGCUUCACCAUUAAUCCGUUCCCAGCGCUGGAGCUCUCCGAUGCCGAGAAGAACCAGCUCCUCGAGUUGGGACGCACUAUCAUCGAGGCCAACUUCGAGCGUGACGAUGCCUUCUUCAAAGGCGGCCGCAAAGUUGACCACCGUCGCUGGAAACUCUCCAAGGAGCGCGAACACAUGUUCGUGCACACCGAGCGCCCCGAAUACAAGGGUGCAGACGCUAUGAGCAACACCAUGCACUCGUCGUCCAAACUACCGGCCAUUCUCUCUGUCGGUCGCGUUGAAGGCAAAUUGGACGACAUGAUGUACGGCGUCGUGAAUCCUACGCUCGAGGACAUGCGCAUCAAGGCUUCAUACGUGCACGACUUCGACGGUGCCGCCGUGCUCUCGACGAUCGUAGAGCCGACUGUGGACGAGCCGUUCAACUCGGUCGUGGUCAAGUGGAUGGAGAUGGAUAUCCCACUACGUCGCACGGGUGUCGUUCAGAACCGCGACUACGUCUACCUGGAAUGCACAGGUUUUGUGCGUAUGGCUAAUGGCGAUCGCGCAGGUUACCACUUCCUGCACUCAAUCGACUUCCCACAGAUCCCGAAGCUGUCGAACCGCGUUCGAGGUGAUCUCUCGAUCUGCGGCUUCUUCCGUCAGGUCGGACCUAAUGUUAUUGACGUGUGCAAGACCGGUCUCAUGGAUCCUGCCGGUGACAUGAUCCGCAUGUUAGCAGUGCCGGUUAUGACGGAGGCCUUCCUGUCUCCUCUGCGUUACGUGCACUGCGGUCAGAUGCGGAAACUCACGUGGAAGAUGGAGAAGGCUCACGCUGAAGCGCGACUACACGGUGCUCCGAACCCAGGCUCUGCCUGUGUGAGCUGCGGCAAACCCUCCACCGGCUGGACGCUGGGCAAGAGCGCGACGACGUGCAAGUGCUGCUUCCGUGCGCUGUGUAGUAGCUGUAAGAUCAAGAAGAAGAUCAGUCUGGUGACAGCGGAUCUGACGCUCUCGGAGCGCAAGGUUAAUUUCUGCACGGCGUGCCUCGCCGAGGCAUCAAUCUCGAGUGCGGUGGAGAUCGCGUCGUAUCAAAUCAUGGAGAACGGACGCAAGAGCGGUAUCAUCCGCUCAAUGACGAGUCAUUCGUCGUCAAGCUCAGAUAUGACCCAAUUGUCUAAGAUGUCCAUGUAGUGUGAAUAUCAUCCACAUAGUAAGUAGCGAUAAUAAAUUACGAGUUUGCAUACACUCCUGUU
This is a messenger RNA of Phytophthora nicotianae INRA-310, 1670 nucleotides long. RefSeq lists its product as hypothetical. NCBI's taxonomy places the organism in Eukaryota, Oomycota, Peronosporomycetes, Peronosporales, Peronosporaceae. The transcript has a single exon. The record is from RefSeq and is a predicted model, not a curated record. The coding region runs from base 427 to 1608 and encodes 393 amino acids.